Molecule: messenger RNA, 1282 nt
Organism: Oreochromis niloticus (Nile tilapia)
Lineage: Eukaryota; Metazoa; Chordata; Actinopteri; Cichliformes; Cichlidae
Product: immunoglobulin superfamily member 10
Exons: 6
Coding region: 36-881 (281 amino acids)
Biological process (GO): interleukin-15-mediated signaling pathway; T cell activation; positive regulation of ERK1 and ERK2 cascade
Cellular component (GO): membrane raft; external side of plasma membrane
Molecular function (GO): MHC class II protein binding; protein tyrosine kinase binding
Source: RefSeq, a predicted model, not a curated record
UAGAGUGACAACGACAGCAAAGACUGACAUGCACAAUGGAUCCCAAAUUCAAAUGGACUAAAUUGUUUCUAUUACUGAUGCCAAUGCUUCAGUUAACAGCAGCAGCUGAACACUUUGAGUUUGUCGUCAGAGAUGGAGAUGAAGUCAUUUUGCCUUGUAACCAUGUGAAAGAUCUUUGUAACUCUGGCAAUAUCACCUGGAUUUUUAAUAGUUCAAGACAACGAGAAGUGGAACUGGUCAAUUUUGGACUCACAGCUCACAAUUAUUCCAAAUCGGACCGGCUGGGUUUUACACAGGAAUGUUUUCUGGCUAUAAAGAAUGUAACCAUUGAAGAUGCUGGUCAGUACAUCUGCAAACAGUUUGACAAGUUAGGAGAACAAAAAGGUGCAGAUCACAGAGUUGACCUGUCUGUUGUCACAAUGACUGAACGGAAGAACAUUGAUAUUGUGACUGUGAAGUGCUCUGUGCUGACAUAUGGGAGGUGUAGACAUACAGUGAUGUGGAUGAAAAAUGGUCAAAUCUGGGCUGUGAAUAAUACAUCUGCAAAGAUAACUCAGUCGACCUGCUCAGCCACUGCAACCUUUCUGACUUAUAAUGAAGUUUAUAAAUCAAAAUAUGAGUUUUUAAGUUGCAGCGUGACAGAAAUGAGCGGCAAAGAGCACCUGUUUAGUUUCUAUCCUCUGUCACCAAGUAAGAGUAAGAAAACAGACUGGUGGAUGUUCAUCAUUGUGCCUGUUGGUUUAAUACUCCUAAUAGCUGUUGUGGUCAUCAUCAUAUACAAAAGAGGGAAACCAGCAAAGAUGGAUACAAACACUGUGUGUAAUAAUGAAAACGAUGGAGCAAUGAACUGUGAAAAUGUCUCCUCUUCUGAUGGAGUUUGACUGACCCUGCUGCUUCUGUCAGACCCACUGACCAAAAACAUCAAUGUCAACAUCAACUUUUUUAAAAGACACUUAUUUUAUAGUUGGACGACCAUCUUAAGGUUCUGAUUUUAUCUCUUAGUUAGAACACCUCUGUGCAAAUAUUUUUUGUUCAGUUGUUAAAACCUAUGUGUUCUUGUUAUGGACAAUUUUAGUUGACUCCAAUGUUGAGGAGGUCUGAAAGGGAUGAUAGUGCUUUUUUGGAGCACCUGACCAUCUCCUCUUCAGCAAUUUCUUUUUUGCCUCUGUAGAGCUUUCAUUGACACGGUGAAUGAAUGGGACUGGUUACACUGGCUAUAACUCAUGCUAGUUUGUCUUUAUAUCAACUAUAUCAGUAAUAAAUGUAUCUGGUUUAUGCUUUA